Molecule: messenger RNA, 558 nt
Organism: Eutrema salsugineum
Lineage: Eukaryota; Viridiplantae; Streptophyta; Magnoliopsida; Brassicales; Brassicaceae
Product: putative F-box only protein 9
Exons: 2
Coding region: 1-558 (185 amino acids)
Molecular function (GO): protein binding
Source: RefSeq, a predicted model, not a curated record
AUGUCGGAUGUUCCUCAGGAUUUGUUAGAGGAAAUACUCUCCAAGGUUUCAACCACGUCUUUGAAAGGACGACAAUCUACUUGCAAAAGAUGGAACGCUUUACUCAAAGACCAAAGAUUCGCCAAGAAGCACCUUUGUAAAGCUGCAAAGAAGUCUCAGCUUCUCAUAUUGAAGGAAUAUCGAGUUUUUCCAAUGAGCGUCUAUCUCAACGUAGCUCCUCCAUCUAUAGCGUUUAAGGGCUCACUUAGCCUAAGAGAUUCCCAUCCUUAUCUAGAAGAAGUCCAUAUAGGCAAAGUGUCUCAUUGCGAUGGUUUGUUGUUAUGCACCACCAAAGACUAUAGAUUUGUGGUUUGGAAUCCUUGUUUGGGGGAGACCAGGUGGAUCCAACACAAAAAUAGUUACACAGGUUACUCUAAGUUUGCUCUAGGAUACCAAAACAACAACAAAGUUUGCCGUAUCUACAAAAUCUUGAGGAUUCACGCUGAUGUGAAUGGAAGGUUUACUAUCACACAUCAUGGACAUCAGAUCAUCAUGCGAAACACCAAGCUCGAGAAGUAA